Paramecium sonneborni is the source of this 1377-nucleotide messenger RNA. Lineage: Eukaryota; Ciliophora; Oligohymenophorea; Peniculida; Parameciidae. The record is from the annotation of a GenBank genome assembly.
AUAUGCUUUUCUUGAUUUCAUUAAUUGGAAUUGUAUAUUCGACAUAAUUAACACUUGUGAAACCUUCUUUGAUUGUUCCAUCUACAAAGAAUGAUUCAAUACCUGUAAAUGUGGCAGAUUUUGGCUAUGUUCCAUAUGGAAGAUCAGUGAGUGGAAACUUAACCUAUAUAGAAAAUACUUGUAAUCCACUUAACAUAACUUUGAAUUCAACUAUUGUAUUGACUAUGGGAUCAAGUUGUAAAUUUUUAUCUUAAGCAAUGAAUGUCUAAUUAGCAGGUGCUAAAAUGCUUGUCAUUGUAUAUAAUCACGAAGAAGACAUUAGUAAUUUUUUAUUAAUUGCUGAAUAUGGUUCAGAAUAAUCAUUUAUACCAACUAUGAUGAUUAAUAAAGUUGAUGGUGAAUUUUUAAUAGAAAAAUUGAAAUCAUUUCCUGAUAUCUAAGUAUCAGUCACCUUUGAAUUGAAAUAACAAAAAAUUGUAGAUUUAUAAUACUUUUUAUCAUCUUUUGAUGUAUUCUCAUAUUUGUUUCUUGAAGAAUUCUUUCCAUUUGCUAAAUAAAUGAUAAAUCAAUUGACUUUUAAUCCUAUUUACAUUCAAUUUUAUUGUAAAGAAUGUGAAAAAACAGGAUAUAAAGCUACUAAUCAAAAUUGUAUUAGUGGUGGUAGAUAUUGUGCAUAAGAUCCAGAUUUAGAUGGUCCUUUAACUGGAAGAGAAGUUAUUAUGGAAGAUCUUAGAUAAUUAUGUAUUUUAUAAUAAAAUGAUCUAAUUACUUGGUGGAAUUAUAUGAUCCUAUUUAAUUAGUUUUGUUUCAAUGAUUAUCAAGAUUGUCCUUCUACAAUUAUGAAAUCAAUCUCAAUUAAUGAAACCAAAAUCAAUUAUUGCAUAACCGAUUCAUUUACAGGAAAUGAUACAUUAUAUGAUGAUAAUAUUAUCUUAAAAGAACAAAGAUAAUAAAUUAUGAGAAAUCAUUAAGUUUAUUGGCCAUCAUUAUUUAUUAAUGGAGAAUUUUAUAAAGGAGAUCUUUUUCUUAAUAAUGUUGAUGAAAGUACUAUUUUUAAUGUUGAUGAUUUUGCUGUUCUUGAAGCCAUUUGUGAUGCUUUCCUUGCUGAAUUUAGACCAUAAUUAUGUGAUACUACAGGAUUUUUCUCCAUUAAAGAAGGAGAACUCACAGAUUGUAAUUUUAUUCUAUUUAUUAUUAGAAAAAAGUCCUAUCAUCACAGUUCUUAUUUGGGUUGGAAUUUCUUUAUUCAUAUGUUUUUUCUUAUUUGCCUCCUUCCUUUUAAUAAGAAGAAUGAUGUUAAAAAAAGUUAGAGAUGAUAUAGGAUCUUAAGUUGAUAAUCAUCUAAAAAACUAUUUUAGGAUGCCAUAAGCUCAAUGA